UCGCUCAACUUGACUCCUGUCCGUCUUCUUAAGUUGACCGACGAUAGAAUUGAUGCUUUAGUUACCGAGCGUCAUAUCCAAACAACCCAAGGUGACAUUAUUGAAAGUGCUCGUGACGAGCUUGCAAUUGACAAUUUAGUAAUGCAACAGCCUGCUUUAAGCUUAUUACAUGUACAAAUCAUGGAGCGAUUGCAUGUCGAUAUUGCGUUCGGAGUUGAUAUAAUUGAAAAUAAUAGCUUUAAUAAUUUGGUACCCUUCUUGAAAGCAGAACUUAAAAAGCAAUCCUUACCUAAGGUUCCUCGGGCUGCAAGCAUUGCAGCAGCUGCCGCAAUUGCUAGACAAGAUGGCGGGUCAAAUUCAGAUAAUGCAUCACACGAACGAUCGCAGCGUAGAGAUUCAGCGAUUAAAGAAGAACUUUGUGAAGUAAAUAAACUUAUUAUUUUUCAACAGCGGCAGAGUGGCGCAGGAUAUUGUCUUCGAAAUCAUAUUUGUAAAUAUAUUAUGCGCGCUAAAGGAAAUCUCUCUGAAAGCACACUCAG
Dentiscutata heterogama is the source of this 539-nucleotide messenger RNA. The record is from the annotation of a GenBank genome assembly. Lineage: Eukaryota; Fungi; Glomeromycota; Glomeromycetes; Diversisporales; Gigasporaceae.